Pimephales promelas (fathead minnow) is the source of this 7526-nucleotide messenger RNA. RefSeq names its product A disintegrin and metalloproteinase with thrombospondin motifs 20. Gene Ontology annotation, biological process: extracellular matrix organization; proteolysis. Gene Ontology annotation, molecular function: zinc ion binding; metalloendopeptidase activity. Gene Ontology annotation, cellular component: extracellular matrix. Lineage: Eukaryota; Metazoa; Chordata; Actinopteri; Cypriniformes; Leuciscidae. The record is from RefSeq and is a predicted model, not a curated record.
AAAAAAAAGAAGCCCACUGGCACCGAUCCGACUGACUGAGAGCCGCGGGUCCGUGCGCGAGAUGAGCGGGUCCGAGCGGGUGUUUUAACGGAAUGACGGCGGAUCGGAUCGUGUUUCAGCAGAAGGAGGAGAGCCGGUAGACACGCUCCAGCCCCGGGGAACCGAAGAGAGAGAGAGAGGCAGAGGCCGGGGAAUCAUGCGGGGUCCUGCGCUCCGGCUGCUGGGACUCGUGUGGCACCUCUCCGCGCUUUUACGCACCGCGCACACGUACAAACUCCACCACAAACAAGAGAGCUUCAUCAGACAGCUGUCGUCGUAUGAGAUCGUCACUCCAGUGCGCUUGAAUGAUUUUGGCGAGUCGUUCCCGCACCGACAGCAUUACCGCAGGAGAAGGCGUAGCGCUGACGCGGAGAUCUCCAGGGCUCAUUACCGGAUCGAGGCGUUCGGUCAGGCCUUUCACCUCAACCUGACCGCCGAUUCGGGAUUCAUCGCUCCGGCCUACACGGUGCUCCAUCUGGGAGACGAGGAGAAGCGCGGAGACGACCUGCGCCACUGUUUCUUCAGAGGACACGUCAACGCCCGCAGCGAACACCACGCCGUCUUCAGCCUCUGCACGGGACUAAUCGGCACGUUCACGACACACAGCGGUCAGGUGUUCAUGGAGCCGCUGCUGAGCGCUGAUGAAGACGAGUAUGAGGAAGAGCACAACAAACCUCACCUGGUCUACAGACACGCAGACACCGGGUCACAUGACACGCAGCCCUGCACCUCCUCAGAACAUCACGACAACGAUCACAUCAGUCUCCAUAGCAACAGAACUCUGGAAGAGGAAGUGAUGUCGAUACAGGAAACGAUGCGGAAGCGCUCGGCUCGUUCCCGAGAGGAUUCCAGCGCUCCCCGUUCACGCAAGAAGCGUUUCCUAUCGUACCCGCGCUUCGUGGAGCUCAUGGUCAUGGCCGACACCAAGAUGCUCCGGCACCACGGCCCAAACCUCGAGCACUACAUACUCACAAUCAUGUCAGUAGUUGCUGCCAUCUACAGAGACCCCAGUGUAGGAAACCUAAUCAACAUCAUGAUUGUCAAACUCAUCGUCAUACAUAAUGAACAGGAAGGACCGAAUAUAAACUUCUAUGCCACUGCGACACUUCAUAACUUCUGCACGUGGCAACAAAGCCACAAUGUUUUGGACGACAGUCACCCAGGUCAUCAUGACACGGCCCUUCUCAUAACCAGGCAGGACAUCUGUCGGGCAAAAGACAAGUGUGACACGUUAGGUUUGGCGGAGCUGGGAACGAUGUGCGACCCGUACCGGAGCUGCUCCAUCAGCGAGGAGAACGGCCUGAGCACUUCCUUCACCAUCGCUCACGAGCUGGGACACGUGUUCAACAUGCCGCAUGACGACAGUCCGAAGUGCAGAGAGAACGGAGUAAAACACCAGUUCCACGUCAUGGCUCCUAUCCUCAACUACGACACCAGCCCCUGGUCCUGGUCCAAAUGCAGCCGCAAACACGUCACAGACUUCCUGGACACCGGUUAUGGUGAAUGUCUCCUGGACGAACCCUCAGGCCGGAUGUAUAACCUUCCCAACCAGCUGCCAGGUCAAGUCUACAAUGCCAACCGGCAGUGUGAACUCAUGUUCGGUCCCGGCUACCAAGUCUGUCCGUUCAUGAAACAGUGCAAGCGUCUCUGGUGCACCAGUGCGGAGGGCAAUGUCGGAUGUCGAACGCAACACAUGCCUCUCGCUGAUGGGACCGAAUGUGGCAAUGGCAUGCACUGCAGGCACGGCAUGUGUGUGAAUAAGGAGAUGGACAUGAAGCCGGUUCAUGGUGAGUGGGGCCCCUGGGGGCCGUACAGUGUGUGCUCCAGAACCUGUGGAGGAGGGACUCGCAGCACAACCAGAGACUGCAAUAAACCUGAGCCGAGGAACGGAGGGCGUUUCUGUGUGGGCCGCAGGAUGAGGUUCCGCUCGUGUCAGACGGAUCCGUGUCCCCGGGGCCCGAGGGACUUCAGGGAAGAGCAGUGCGCGCAGUUCGACGGGAAACACUUCAACAUCAACGGACUCCCGCCAACCGUCCGCUGGGUGCCGAAGUACAGCGGCAUUCUGAUGAAAGAUCGCUGUAAACUUUUCUGUCGUGUCACGGGGACGAUAGCAUACUAUCAGCUGAGGGAUCGAGUCGUUGAUGGAACACCGUGUGGACCAGACACAUAUGACAUCUGUGUACAAGGCCUCUGUCGGCAAGCAGGUUGUGACCACAUUUUGAACUCAAAGGCAAGAAAUGAUAAGUGUGGUGUCUGUGGAGGAGACAACUCAUCAUGUAAGACAAUCGCUGGAACCUUCAACAACGCACAAUAUGGUUAUAACGUUGUGGUUCAGAUUCCUGCUGGUGCGACCAACAUAGAUAUAAAGCAGGUCAGCUACUCAGGAUCACCAGAAGAUGAUAACUACCUCGCUCUGUCUGACAGUCAGUCCAACUUUCUCCUCAACGGGAACUUUGUGGUGUCCAUGUUUAAAAGGGAAAUCAGCUUUAAGGGAGCAGAGAUUGAGUACAGCGGAUCCAACACCACAGUAGAACGGAUCAACUGCACACAACGGAUUGAGGAGGAGCUUGUGCUGCAGGUUCUGUGUGUGGGAAACCUGUAUAAUCCUGACGUCAGAUAUUCCUUCAGUAUUCCCAUCGAGGAGCAGCGGGAGCAGUUCGGCUGGGAUCCGGCGGGCCCGUGGCAGGAGUGCAGUCGCAUGUGUCAAGGUGAGCGGCGACAGAAGGCGGUGUGUGUUCGUAAGAGCGAUCACCUGGUGGUUUCGGAUCAGAGGUGUGAGUAUCUUCCUCGACCCAGAGGAGCGACAGAGAACUGCAAUAGCGACUGCGAACUCAGGUGGCACGUGGCGGGCCGCAGCGACUGCUCCAGUAAGUGUGGUCCGGGCUCCCGUACGCUGGACGUGUUGUGUAUGCGCUACAGUCAGAGCAAGAGUCUGAGUGAGCGUGUGGAGAGCCGUGCCUGCGCAGACCUGCCCAAACCACAGACUCGAGAGGCCUGUCACGGAGACUGUCUGCUCAAGAGCUGGCAAUACAGCGCCUGGUCUCAGUGCUCGAGGAGCUGUGGACGAGGCGUUCGGACGAGACAGGCGUUCUGUAUGAACAAUCUGGGCCGGCGGCUGGCGGAGCGAGAGUGUGAUGAUCAGAGAGUCGUGAGUGAACCCUGCAGUGACGUGCCCUGUCCCGACUGGAGCGCAAGCCCGUGGAGUGAGUGUCUGGCGACGUGUGGGAAGGGCGUGCGACACCGGCAGGUGCAGUGCAUUCUGGGAGACGAGCAGCUGAGUGAGCAGCGCUGUGACCCGAACACCAAACCCUCGGCGCUGGGCGUCUGUGAGCGUCCCGAAUGUGCGUCCUGGCAGACCGGAGGCUGGAGUCCGUGUACGGUGAGCUGUGGUCAGGGCUAUCAGAUGCGUGCGGUGAGGUGUGUGUCGGGAGCGUACCGUGAGACGCUGGACGACAGGGAGUGUAACGCGGCCGCCAGACCUCGAGACAGUCAGGACUGUGAGUUGUCGGUUUGUCCUCGCUCAGCAUCAGUGUUUAACACACCAAGACCAGCAGAACCGGGUCAACGGCACACACAGUGGAGAUACGGGUCAUGGACGACUUGCUCCGUGUCGUGUGGCGAGGGCCGGCGUGAGCGUUACGUCAGCUGUAGAGAUGCUCAGGGUGGAGUUGCUGAAGACUCGUCCUGUUCUCUCCUGCCUCGACCCGCAGACUCUACUGUGUGUUUCAGUCCUUGUGGACAGUGGAGGGACGGAGAGUGGACACCGUGUUCGGUGUCGUGUGGUGUGGGUCGGUCCACGCGGCGGGUUGUGUGUAUGAACCAUCACCAUCAGGUGGACGAUUCGUUCUGUGCGCCGGACGAGCGUCCCAGCACUGAGCAGGAGUGUGUGUCAGCGCCCUGCCAAUCCUCCUACCACUGGCCCAACAACCAGCCCUACUUUCCCCCCGACCCCGGCAGCCACAGCUGGAACGUCCCCGCAGAGAACCAGUGGAGGACCGGCCCGUGGGGAGCGUGUUCCAGCACGUGUGAAGGCGGAUCUCAGCGACGGGUCGUGGUCUGUCAGGACGCUGAUGGCCGAAGCACCAAUCACUGCGAUGAGAGGGUCAAACCCGACCAAUCGAAGAGCUGCAACUCGGGACCCUGUCCUCACUGGAACUACGGCGUCUGGGGAGAGUGCACGAGCUCGUGUGGUGGCGGUUUGCGGACUCGACUGGUGGUUUGCCAGCGUCUGAACGGUCAGCGAUUGAGCGAGCAGAAUUGUGAUAUUCUGGAGAAACCUCUGGAUGUGGAGCAGUGCAACGGCCAGCCCUGUCCCGGCUCGCUGUGGCUCAGACGCCCGUGGAAGCCGUGUUCGGUGUCCUGUGGGAAGGGAAUAAAAGAGCGACAGAUCGUGUGUGUGGACCAGAAUCAGACCCAGAUGGAGGACGAGGCCUGCGCACAUCAGAACCGGCCCAGAACACAGAAGGCCUGCAGGGCGGGACCCUGCCCCAGAUGGAGAGCCAAUCAGUGGAGAGCGUGUUCGGUGAGCUGUGGCGCUGGCGUUCAGUCCCGCGAGGUCUUCUGCAGGUUAAAGGUCAGAGGUCAGGUCAGGGAUGACCUGUGUGACGAGCGUGUGCGUCCCGUGUCAAUCCGCCCCUGCUUCCUCGCCGGGUGUCACACACACAGCUGGAUGGCUCAUGAGUGGCGGGACUGUAACGCCACCUGUGGACGAGGCAUGAGGUCGAGGUCAGUGAUUUGUCUGGACGGAGGGAUGAGCGUGGUUCCUGAUCAUUUGUGUGACGUCUCAGCCAAACCUCACACAUACGAGCCUUGUCACAGCGCCACCUGUCAGCACGUGUGGGUCACUGCAGCCUGGAGUCAGUGUUCGGUGAGCUGCGGCUCUGGACUCCAGCGCCGGGCGGUUCGUUGCUCUGCCGUGACCUCUGACCUCCAGCUGACGUCUGACCUGCAGUCAUUCUCUCAGUGUAGCGAGCGCCGGCCGAUCGACAGCAGACCCUGUCGACUCCCAGCCUGUCCAUCAGCUGGAGCCUGGAGCGCCGGCCCCUGGAGUCAGUGCUCUCAGACGUGCGGCGCUGGAGUAAUGCGGAGGAAGGUGGAGUGUGUCGGCGCUGAGACCUGCUCAUCGUCCAGCCGGCCCGAGUCCAGCGCCACCUGCAGGCAGGCCGACUGUGAACACCACUCCAGCUGCCGGCAGCUCCAGGUGAAGGGAGGCGUCAGGAGAGACGGAGAACAUCACAUCACAGUUCGCUCCAAGAUCCUGCGCGUUUAUUGUGCCGAGAUGCACAGCGCUUUCCCGAAGGAGUACGUGACGCUGCGCAGCGGCCAGACCGACAACUACUCAGAGGUGUACGGGUACAGGCUCCAGAACCCGUUCGAGUGCCCGUAUAACGGCAGCCGUCGGCAGGACUGCGAGUGCAGGAACGACUACGCUUCGGCCGGUUACACCGUGUUCCAGCGCGUGCGGCUCCAUCUGCCCACCCUGCGCAUCAUCACGGCUGAUGUGAGGUUCAGUCAGACGCUGUUUGGUCGCGCGGUGCCGUUCGCGUCCGCUGGAGACUGUUACAGCGCCGCUAAAUGUCCUCAGGGUCAGUUCAGCAUAAAUCUCAGUGGAACGGGACUGAAGGUCGCAGAAUCCACUAAAUGGGUUUCUCAAGGCAACUACGUCACACUCAAAGUUCACCGCUCAGAGGACGGCAGCAGAAUCUACGGGCGCUGCGGGGGCUUCUGUGGGAAAUGUCUUCCUCAUCCUCAUACUGGACUUUCUGUCGAAAUCCAGUGAGAGAAACAUCAACAUGACUUUGUCCUUCGUGUUCUCGUGAAUGCGUUCACUAUGCGUCUCUCUUUAACGUCUGGCAGCUACGGUAAGCCUUCGCAAAGCAUUUCAACGUCCCAAAACUAUCGAGAGAACCAAAUAAGUGAGUUUCUCCCAGAACCAGGAUGCAGGAUGCAGAACUGAUUUGUUAUUUAAUGAUCUGGUCAGUCAAGAUCACGUUGAACCAAAUUGUGAUUGUUUGGUUGCAACGAUAGUGUAAGAGCGCGUAUCUUUAUUUUUUUGGUUGUAGCAAACGUUCAAAUCCUUUAUUUGGGCAGACUUUUGACGUAAAGGGAUUUAUGAACAAUUUCUAAAUAUUUUAUAAUUCAGUAUGUGCCGUUUGUCCAGAUGGAUAUGAACUACUACUGCAUGUAACACACACUGUUAACGAGUCGUUUAAGAGUAACGGAGCCUGACGACAGCAAUCAGCUUGAUAUGAAAAUAUAAAUAAUUGAAUGUUUUCUACAUUUGAUCCAGAAAACAUUGCAGACUAGCACUACUGAAAUCUCCUCAUCUUGACGAUCGUCUUCAAUGUAAAAUGCCUGAAAAUGUAAAAGAUUGUCCUAGUUAAUAUAUGAUAGUUUUUAAUUAUAUUUAAUAGUAUGCUGACAUAAUUUACGGUGCUGAAAGCAAACUGAUCAAGCAUGUGCUUUUGCUUUUUUUAAUCGGUUAGUAAUCUGAUUGAUAACAGAACAAUGCGAAGCAAUAAUUAAAUAAACCAGCUGGGUUCGUUUAAUAACUUAUAGACAAGUUAGGAGACUCUAUAACCAUCCUCAUUCAGAUAUAAUUCCAUAAUUUGACACAUUAAAUGAGCCAGAUUUAGUGCUUUUAGUGCUCAGACGAGCUUCACUGAAGUUUUAUUAGAAGGGAAGAUUAAAGUAGAUCGAAUUAAAAUGGCAUAACCCUACCUCUCAUAAUCAUGCAUUUGUACCUUAUUUAUGUUUGACAAUAUUUAUUCUGUAAUUAAAUGUACAUACGUGAUGUUGCGUCAUGACAGGAACGCGUAUUAUGAAAUAUUGAUCAUUUUCUUGUGUCAUUAACAAGGUUUACAGUGUGUAACGGUGCUGUUUUUACUACUGAAUCGACCUUUAACCUCCAGCUGGACGGUUAGUUUGACUUGGAUGCUUCUUUACUGUAUGUAAAUACCUGAGAAUUAGUAUUUUAAAUGCUUAAGUAGACUUUCCGCUUUCAACCAAAGUCUGCUUGGUUAUGUAAUGUAUGCUAAUAUAAGUUGAAGGAUAUUGAGCCGGUUUUAGCCUAUAACGGAUCAUCUACGAGCAGCUAACACACCUUUGACUAUCAUUGUGUUGAUAGACAACUGAACUAUAUAAGGUCUGUAUCAGAAGUUAAAGGACUAUAUGAUGCACUGUGUGCCAAGAGUCGUGUAGACGUUAUUUACACCUGUAUAUUAACAGUUCAGCUUUGUGAAAUGUGUAUUUUUAAUAUUCAUACUUGAAGUGUGAAGAUUGACGUUUUGCAUCUUGGUGGAAUGAAAAAAACGAAGCUUGUUUUCCACUCGUUGCCCAAAGAUAUUUUCAAUACAGUAAUCCAGUGUUUUUUAUAAUGAAAUCCUCAUUUUUGGUGCUAUAGUAAACAUGUAAUUGAGAAUGUAUCAAUGUAAUGGAUUUACAGCACUGUACUAAUGCUGAUCGUCAUAAUAAAAUGAAAUAUGUUC